Molecule: messenger RNA, 3253 nt
Organism: Symbiodinium natans
Lineage: Eukaryota; Dinophyceae; Suessiales; Symbiodiniaceae
Source: the annotation of a GenBank genome assembly
AUGGCGUGCCCUUUGUUCGCAGAGGUGGCCUCCAACCUUUCCAAACGCGCCCUCUUGAGCUGGGGUGCGAGCUGCCGUCAGGGUUUGCAUGAGGCCUUCGAAGCUUCCGGGGAUGCUUGGUCCUCUGUAGACCUCGCAUCCUGGUGCCCGGAAGAUGGCGGGCGGGGCGACGCGGACUUGAAGGCCUUGAGACGAAUUCCACCUGGCCGCCUACGCUUUCUGAAGCUGCAAGGACGCUUCACCGAUGGCGGCCUUGCACGCGUUCUGUCCCAGCACGGUGGGCUCCGGGAGCUUUCGCUGGACAUCCGAAAUGGAAGACUCGGAAAGAGGAAAGCCGGAGAACUGUCAGAGCUAACAGGGCAAGCCCUGCUCCCCGCAAAGAAGCUCCGACGCUUGGAGGUGGCAGGCUUGCCAUCUGCUGUCGUAGCACUCGCAGGCGCCAAGCGCUUGGCGCCGGAGCUCUUUGAGCUAGAAGAGCUUGUGUUGCACAGCCCCAGUGAGUCUGAUCUCAAGGCUGUGCCAAUCUUCACGGGGCUGAGGGUAUUGGAGGUCGCCCCAGCCCCACUGACCUUCGACGAACACGGCUUCCUACGGCCUGUAGGGGACCGCCAGGGGCUGCUGCAAAUUCUCCUCGCUUGCCAGAAGCUGGAGUCCGUUUGCUUGGCUGGGACGUUGCUGCAGAAGGAGAUCUUGGAGGCCCUCCUCCAAUUGCCAGCUCUCACGGAAGUCGUGGGCGUCUUGGCCCAGGAUGUGGACGAGAUCUUGGUGCAGAAUCUUUUAAAGAAGUGUGCAAAGAUUGCUCUGGUAGUGCGGCCGUUUGCGCAAGGUGUGGAGGACUGGGACGAGGAGGCCGCCGAUCUGCUGCUGGGAGCCUCGUGCCCAGAAGUCUGCACUGUGCUACGCAUGGGCACCAGAAUUCCCACAGUCGCGUGUGCUGAAGCAGCCGAGUUGCUCUCCGGGGCAUCCAGGCUGCAGGGAAGUGCCCCGAUCACCGCAGCGGAGGUGCGGCAAGCCGCUGCCCUACGAGAGGGAGAGCCGCCAAGUGAAGCUGAGGCAAGAAAGCGCCGAAAGGCAAUCAAUGACCAGCCGCUGCCGGUCGUCGACGGCACAGAGUUUCUCAUGCUCGAGCAGGAUGGCUGGCGAGGAGUCCUGGAAGAGAAGCCCAAGCUGGUGACUCGUGUCAGGAUCCCAGGCGGAGAGCAGUUCGGCUUCUGCGGCCGAUGCGCGCGGGUCGGCAGCAAGUGCUCCACCUCGCACGUCUCAGCGCGAGCUUCGGCGAGGUGGGAGCCGCUGAGCAUCACCGAGAUUCAGGAAGCGGCGCCGCUGGCACCGUACGCAAAGACCGUACAGCGGGACAUUGUGACAUUUGCAUGUGAUGCACAAGGGAUCUUGCUGGCUGCCAGGAAGGUCCAAGGAGACUCAGAUAGGCUUUACAAAGUUUGCGGGGUCUUCCAGGGUUUCACCGGUCCAGGCAUUCCCAGCAGUCCGCAGGCACAGGUACAUGUGCUUUACCUGCACCAGCCAGCCACAAGCAAGUUGCAAGAAAUGCUCGACCCAGCGCAGAGGUGGGCGGAUGCAGUGAGCGAUGUCGACUCUCCGAUUGAGAAUCUUCCGCCGGCCAUCGGAAGGAAGCCCAACCCGAAGGCCGGCAGCACCGUGGAUAAGCUCGCGUGUGCCAUCAAGAACACAGAUGUUGUUCCAUUUUGCGCGAGCCGCUCCGACUCCGGUGAUGAAAAUGAGUCCUUGUCUGCAUUGGAUCGACUGGAUGUGACUUCCUCCAAAGCGACAGAGGCGCCACAUGAUGCCAAGAUCCAGCAUGCAAUUAGUGCAAAGACCAUGAAUACCAUGAGCCGCCUGGCUAUAAUGACUCCGAACCGUCUUCAUGGAACGUUAUGGGAGACGACCAAGAGGAUCCGGCGCCUUGAUGUAUCAGUCGAUUUUUCUUUCUCUUGCGGUAUCGAUGUCAGCAUCCUGAUGUUUGUAAAGCUUGCUCGCGCGCACGUCUCGAAGGUUUCACGCGUGAUUCUGUUGGACGUUAUCCCCGUGCCUCGGCGUCUCAUGCCUGCAGGAACGCUUGCAUGCUAUCUGCGACGAUCUCAGGCAUUGAUCAUCAUCAUCAAUGGCGUCGUGGUUGGCCUCAGUGCAGACAUCUGCCCAGAGCACACUGCCUGGGUCUGGGUGGCCCUGGAGUUGUUCUUUACGACUUUCUUCACGCUGGAAGUGAUGGUGAAGAUGAGGCUCUUCACGCUCAGGGGCUUCUUCUUUGGAGCCGACUGGUACUGGUCCUGGUUCGAUUGCUUCUGCGUUGCCUUGGCAUACCUGGAACUGAGCAUGAGCCUACCCGAAACCGGUCUCGGUACGUUGGGCUGCCCGCCUGUAGAUCCGACGGACGGUGGGUCACUGGGAUUUUUGAAAACACUCAAAUUGGCCCGCCUCGGCCGCAUCGUCCGCCUGUUGAAGUUCAAGAUCUUCGUAGAACUGAAGAUGAUGCUGCCUGCCAUGACAGUAGCACUGUGCAUGGUUGCCAUGGCAGCGUGCACGAUGUGCUUAGCCAUACUUGUUGCAUCUGGUUGCUGGGUAACAUGUGGGCGGAGCCUAGAUGCCUUUAGCUUGCAUCUAAGGCAUCUACCUCCUUGGAGUGACCUGCAGAACGCUUUAUUCAUAUCGCCGAAUGCAAUGUUUACAGUUUUCCGAUGCUUCACUGAUGGCUGCGCAUCAUACGACGGCAGACCUCUUCAGGAGAUUAUCCGACUCUUGGGGAGCACAGGUGGAAUUUGGAUGAUUGGCUACACCCUAGUGUUUCUGUUCAUCACCAUCGGCAUCUUCAACUUGAUCAUGGCGGUGUUUAUUGACAAUGUCAACGAUGGAAGUGUCAAGAAGAAGCAGUUUAACCUCGGCCUGUCAGCCGACAAGACAGAGCUCCAGCUUGCUGAGACGGUGCAGAGUAUGUGCAUGAAGUCGGGAGUCAUCAAAAGCCUCCCUGAGGAUGAUUCGGAUGAUGAAGACAACGUGCUGGCUCGGAAGAGCACAGACGGAUUGCAAGAAUACGAAGGCCGGACGAAUCGGACGCUUGGCCGAUAUGGGAGCGCGGGAUGCAUCAUCACAAAGAGAACCUUCAACAAGUGGCUGCUGCAGUCCAGUGACCUUCUACAGACUCUGGACGAUACAGAGAUUGCCGUGAACUUAGCCCUCCGGAGCAGCACAGCGACGCACAACUUGAUGGCAGCACAUUGCGUUGUGAUAGCUUGCCAAG